Molecule: messenger RNA, 1942 nt
Organism: Gastrolobium bilobum
Lineage: Eukaryota; Viridiplantae; Streptophyta; Magnoliopsida; Fabales; Fabaceae
Product: probable protein phosphatase 2C 60
Exons: 4
Coding region: 552-1745 (397 amino acids)
Biological process (GO): protein dephosphorylation
Molecular function (GO): protein serine/threonine phosphatase activity; cation binding
Source: RefSeq, a predicted model, not a curated record
UUUAUGUACAACAUAUAUAGGUAUACUUGAUGAAAAAGCUAACUUGUUGCCAUUAUUGGCUUUUAUGGAGAUUAAUUUGAGUUGGGGUUUCAUUUUCCAAUUUGAAUGUGAAAUUUCUAUAAGCUGACCAAAAGCUUGACUGAGGAAAAGUUGGUUUGACCUUGUUUUGAAAAACAAGAAGAAAAAGAGUAUAAAUUUUACCUCUUCCUCUUGAGUUUUUCAUAGUUACGGGCUGUACUUGGUCUUAGUUUUUGUUGUGAUUUGAAAAAGCAACUAAAGCAAGAGUUUCGAUUGGAGAAGCUUAUUUGUGUUUCUGGAUACAAUUCAUACCUUAGAAAACUGUUACAGGUGGUUUGUUUUACUUUAAAUUAAGCCUUAAUUUGAUUUUAUCAGUAGUAGUUUGUAGUGGAUUCAUCAUCUUCAUCAUUGUGGUGACUGGUGUAGUGCAGGACUAAACCUAUGUAUCUGUGACUUAAAAUUCUUGAGGUGAAGUUGUUCUUGGGUGGUUAAUAGAUGUGGAAAUUUCUGAAGGUUGUGUGGUGAGAUGAGGGAUGUUAUCGGAGUUGAUGAAUUAUUUGACGGCCUGCUUUCGGCCAAGUUCGGAUCGAUAUGCGCGCAGCGGUUCAGAUGCUGGAGGUAAACAGGACGGGCUCUUGUGGUACAAAGACUCGGGGCAGCACUUGAAUGGUGAGUUUUCAAUGGCUGUGGUCCAAGCCAACAACUUGUUGGAGGAUCAGAGUCAUAUUGAAUCAGGCAGUUUGAGCUCCAGUGAAUCGGGCCCUUAUGGUACCUUUGUUGGUGUCUAUGAUGGGCAUGGAGGGCCUGAGACAUCACGGUUUAUCAAUGACCACCUAAUUCACCAUCUCAAGAGGUUUACUGCAGAGCAACAAUCAAUGUCAGUGGAUGUAAUUCGCAAGUCAAUCCAAGCAACAGAAGAGGGAUUUAUGUCACUUGUUGCCAAACAGUGGUCAAUGAAACCACAAAUUGCAGCUGUUGGGUCAUGCUGUCUUGUCGGUGUUAUUUGUAAUGGAACCCUUUAUAUCGCAAAUCUUGGUGAUUCCCGGGCUGUUUUGGGAAGAGCAGUCAAGGCAACUGGGGAGGUUUUAGCCAUGCAAUUGUCCGCAGAGCAUAAUGCAGCAAUAGAGUCUGUAAGACAUGAGCUGCAAUCUUUACACCCUGAUGACUCACACAUUGUUGUUUUGAAGCAUAAUGUAUGGCGUGUGAAGGGCAUUAUUCAAGUUUCUAGAUCUAUUGGUGAUGUAUAUCUUAAAAAGGCGGAGUUCAAUAGAGAACCUCUAUAUGCAAAGUUUCGACUUCGCGAGCCUUUCAAGAGGCCAAUAUUGAGCUCAGAACCAUCAAUAUCAGUGCACCAGUUGCAGCCACAUGAUCAGUUUAUUAUAUUUGCAUCUGAUGGUCUCUGGGAGCACCUUAGCAAUCAAGAAGCAGUUGAUAUAGUUCAAAACAAUCCCCACAGUGGAAGUGCAAGGAGGCUGGUGAAAGCUGCACUUCAAGAAGCGGCAAAGAAGAGAGAAAUGAGAUAUUCAGACCUAAAGAAAAUCGACCGCGGGGUUCGCAGGCAUUUCCACGAUGAUAUCACAGUGAUUGUUGUGUUUAUUGACUCAAAUCUUGUGAGUAGGGCAAGCUCUGUCAAGUUCACCAGUAUUUCUGUUAGAGGGGGUGGUAUCACCCUGCCUCCAAACACACUGGCUCCUUGUACAACACCAACUGAGGCUGGUGCUGCCUGAUUUAAGUUGUAUCUUUAUCUUUUCCUUUUGCUGUAUCAUUUUCUUGGGUGAAUAUCAUGUAUCUUCAAAUAACAAUGAGAGGAGCAGCACUUCAAUUCUUUAAAUGUGAACUGUAACUUACUAGAAUACUAAUACUCAUGUUUAGGUUCUUUCCCACAAAUUUAAGAAGAACAGAAGAGAUAUUCUGAUGACCAUUA